This is a messenger RNA of Colletotrichum truncatum, 231 nucleotides long. RefSeq lists its product as uncharacterized. NCBI's taxonomy places the organism in Eukaryota, Fungi, Ascomycota, Sordariomycetes, Glomerellales, Glomerellaceae. The record is from RefSeq and is a predicted model, not a curated record.
AUGCUGUCCUCCACUUACAGAAACAUCUUCAAUGACUACGUCCCACCAUACAUCUCACACGAGGAAGCACCUGAGACGUGUCACCAUGACGGCACAUUAGGCUCUGUUGAGGAUAUUGUCUCUCGUAUCAUCAACCGCCUGCCCUCCGCCCCUCCGACUCCCCCACCCCGGCCUCGUCCCGGCCCUCUCGGCCCGCGACCGGAUGUUCCAACACCACCACCCAGCCCUUAA